Toxoplasma gondii ME49 is the source of this 1250-nucleotide messenger RNA. RefSeq lists its product as hypothetical. Lineage: Eukaryota; Apicomplexa; Conoidasida; Eucoccidiorida; Sarcocystidae. The coding region runs from base 1 to 666 and encodes 221 amino acids. The record is from RefSeq and is a predicted model, not a curated record. The transcript has 9 exons.
AUGGCCCUGCCUUUAGCGGCAGGCAACAUCGACUGUCAGCCGCAAGUGAUUUCCCGUAUGAGUCUCGUCGCGUACCUGCGCGGAUGGGAGGUGGAGUCUGUCUGGGAGAUGGUCGGGCGUAUUGCCCAGGGGCGGGAGGUCUGGGAUGCGUGGACCAAUCCAGUUGCGGAAGCGAACGAUCCGAGUUCACUCGUUUCGGAAUACGCCGCUUGUGCCGUGUGGCGGCCCCACAUGGCCCUGCCUUUAGCGGCAGGCAACAUCGACUGUCAGCCGCAAGUGAUUUCCCGUAUGAGUCUCGUCGCGUACCUGCGCGGAUGGGAGGUGGAGUCUGUCUGGGAGAUGGUCGGGCGUAUUGCCCAGGGGCGGGAGUCUGUCUACGAGAUUGUUUGGCGUAUUCUUCAGGAGGUGGAGGUGCUCGCCAGAGGUCUGACGGCACUCUGGCACGAUUUGUCGACGUGUUGGGUGUGGCGGCCCUUCAUGGGUCGGCUGGUACGUGGAAGGAGUGUCGUCGGGUGCAUGCGCGAAUGUGUGAGACGUUAUUGGCUGUGUGUCUUUGUGCAGUCUGUCUGCGAGAUGGUUGCGGUUGUUGUUCAGAAGCGGACAGUAAGAGACGAAACGGACGCACGGGGGUGUUCUGCAUUUCGCGGCAACUGCCGCACCACGUAGAGACCAUUGCUGAUGAGGUCACCGCGAUGAGGUGUUGUUAGCUGGCAGCGGCGCCACUCUACGUGCGGCAUGUCCAUGCUAGAUUGUCGGCACGGGGUACUCCCCAGGAGCCCACCGGCACUCGGGCCCUGAAGGUAAGAGAAGAAAAGGAUGCUGGGGCGUGUGGUGUGUCUCGUGGCAACUGGCGCGCCACGUAGAGACUACUGCUGAUGGGGUGACCGCGAUGACGUGUAGUUAGCUGGCGGCGGAGGCGCUGUGCGGGCGGGACGACCAUGUUUCAUUUGCGACACAGGUGCUCGCCAGAGGUCCGGCGUCGCUCUGGCACGAAUUGUCGACGUGUUGGGUGUGGCGGCGCCACAUGGUCCGGCCGUUGUAUGGUAUGUGACUCGUCGCGUAAAUGCGCGGAUGGGUGAGAGGUUAUUAGUUGUGUGUCGUCGUGUAGUCUGUCUGGGAGAUGGUCGGGCGUAUUGCCCAGGCGCGGGAGGUAAGGGAGCAAAAGGACCCGGGGGCGGGUGGUGUGUCUCGUGGCGUCUGCUGCACCACGUAGCGUAGAGACUACUGCUGAUUGGGUCAUCGCAAUGAGG